Callorhinus ursinus (northern fur seal) is the source of this 258-nucleotide messenger RNA. The record is from RefSeq and is a predicted model, not a curated record. NCBI's taxonomy places the organism in Eukaryota, Metazoa, Chordata, Mammalia, Carnivora, Otariidae.
AUGAGUUUGCCCCUCAAUCCCAAACCUUUUCUGAAUGUAUUAACAGGAAAACCAGUAAUGGUGGAACCUAAGGGGGGAAUGGGGUACAAAGGCUACCUGGUAUCUGUAGAUGGCUAUAUGAACAUGCAGCUUGCAAACACAGAAGAAUACAUAGAUGGAGCAUUGUCUGGACAUUUGGCUGAAGUUUUAAUAAGGUGUAAUGUCCUUUAUAUCAGGGGUGUUGAAGAAGAGGAAGAAGAUGGGAAAAUGAAAGAAUAG